AUGUCUAAUCCCGCGAACUACACCGUCGGCUGGAUCUGUGCCAUAACGACAGAGUACGUCGCCGCACAAGCGUUUCUCGACGAAAGGCACGAUGGCCCGGAGUACGUCUCCACCCACGACAACAAUCACUACACUCUAGGUAAAGUCGGGAAGCAUAAUGUUGUCAUCGCGGUCUUGCCAGACGGAGAGUACGGCAUAUCCUCUGCUGCAGGCGUCGCGAAGGACAUGUUGCACAGCUUUCCCAACGUCAGAAUCGGCCUGAUGGUCGGCAUCGGGGGCGGCGCGCCAAGUCGAAAGCAUGAUAUUCGUUUGGGCGACAUUGUUGUCAGUACGUCCCGCGAUGGACGAGGUGCCCUCUUCCAAUACGAUUUCGGCAAGGCAAUACAAGGGCAGGAGUUCCAAGAGACAGCGCUCCUAAACCAGCCACCGAUUGUGCUUCGAACGGCCGUUAGCGGCCUAAGGGCUCAAUAUGAGACCGAAGGACAUCGGCUAAGCGACGUAAUCGAUGAUGUUCUCGAAAAGAAGCCCAGACUGCGGAAGAAAUACAAGCGGCCCGACACCGGCACUGACAAGCUCUAUCAAAGUGCUGUCACACACCCUCCCGACGACGAAUCCAUCUGUGCGGCAGUCUGUGGUGACGACCCGUCGGACAUGAUAUGGCGAUCUGAACGUACAGAAGAUCACGACAACCCUGCUAUUCACUACGGCCGGAUCGCCUCGGCCAACACGUUGAUGAAGGACGCGUUGACUCGGGAUACACUUGCGGCAACAAGGGGUGUUUUGUGUUUUGAAAUGGAGGCCGCAGGAUUGAUGAACCAUUUCCCUUGUCUAGUUGUUCGGGGUAUCUGCGACUACUCCGACACCCACAAGAACAAGGCGUGGCAAGGAUAUGCAGCAAUGACGGCGGCCGCAUACGCGAAAGACGUCCUGUGUCAAAUUCCUCCAAAUAAGGUCGAGGCGCAGGAGAGGAUCAGCAAGCUUGUCGAGAGUGUUCUUGCUUCUGUAUCGGAGAUUCAUUCCGUCACAGCCAGGGUGAAGGAAGGAGUGCAAGACGUGCACACAGUUGCUCUCGAUAUCGACCAGAAGGCCGUCCUUUCGCGACUCGAGGACGAAGUCGCCGCGGGAGCCUCGUUUGACUCCCUCACCGAAGUAUACAACCCCAGAUGUCUUCCAAAUACCCGAGUAGAGCUUCUUCGACAAAUAUCGGCUUGGGCUGUCAGACCUGAUGAGGAGGUCUUCUGGCUCAACGGUAUGGCAGGGACGGGCAAGUCUACCAUUUCUCGGACGAUCGCCCACUCCUUCCACGCGGAAAACCGCCUCGGUGCCAGCUUCUUCUUUAAGAGGGGCGAAGGCGAUAGAGGGAGCGUGUCCAGGUUCUUCUGUACAAUUGCGGCCGAUCUGACAAGAAGAGUACCUGCCGUCGCUCGCCACAUCAAGGACGCCAUUGAUAGCGACCAUGCCAUACUGAGAAAGGCAAUGGAAGAGCAGUUCGACAAGCUCAUUUUGCAGCCGCUGUCGACUGUCCAGUCACAUACACAAGAGAAAGAUCCAAUCUUACUCAUUAUCGAUGCACUCGAUGAGAGCGAUCAGGAGGACGAUAUUAAACGCCUGAUCCACCUCUUUUGUCGUGCCAAGAACUUGCGGUCUGCACGGCUCAGAUGUCGAGGUGACAAGCAACUGUCCGAAUUCCUAGAUGACGCCAUGCGAUUCAUCCUUGCCAACACUUACGCUAUAGACAAUACGCCACUCCAGAUAUAUUCCUCUCUCCUUAUCUUUUCGCCAAACAGGAGCACAGUACGCGCUACUUUCAGAAGCGAGAUACCGCGAUGGAUAUCUCUACUGCCAAAGGUAAACGACUAUUGGGGGCUAUGCAUGCAGACGCUCGAGGGCCAUGACCACGGGGUCACCUCGGUGGCCUUCUCGCCCGAUUCAGCGCUCGUGGCAUCGGGCUCCAACGACCAGACGAUCCGACUCUGGCGCGUCGCAACAGGCGAGUGUGUGCGGACGCUCAAGGGUCAUGACAGCUGGGUCAGCUCGGUGGCCUUCUCGCCCGAUUCAGCGCUCGUGGCAUCGGGCUCCUACGAUGGGACGAUCCGACUCUGGCGCGUCGCCACAGGCGAGUGCGUGCAGACGCUCAAGGGCCAUGACCGCUGGACGCUCAAGGGCCAUGACCGCUGGGUCCGCUCGGUGGCCUUCUCGCCCGAUUCAGCGCUCGUGGCAUCGGGCUCCGACGACAACACGAUCCGACUCUGGCGCGUCGCCACGGGCGAGUGCGUGCAGACGCUCAAGGGCCAUGACGACGGGGUCAGCUCGGUGGCCUUCUCGCCCGAUUCAGCGCUCGUGGCAGCGGGCUCCGACGACCAGACGAUCCGACUCUGGCGCGUCACCACAGGCGAGUGCGUGCAGACGCUUGAGGGCCAUGACGACGGGGUCAGCUCGGUGGCCUUCUCUCCCGAUUCGACGCUCGUGGCAUCGGGCUACGACGGGACGAUCCGGCUCUGGCGCGUCGCCACAGGCGAGUGCGUGCAGACGCUCGAGGGCCAUGACCACGGGGUCAGCUCGGUGGCCUUCUCGCCCGAUUCAGCACUCGUGGCAUCGGGCUCCGACGACUGGACGAUCCGGCUCUGGCGCGUCGCAAUGGGCGAGUGCGUGCAGACGCUCGAGGGCCAUGACGACUGGGUCAGCUCGGUGGCCUUCUCGCCUGAUUCAGCACUCGUGGCAUCGGGCUCCGACGACAACACGAUCCGGCUCUGGCACGUCGCCACGGGCGAGUGUGUGCGGACGCUCAAGGGUCAUGGCAGCUCGGUCAGCUCGGUGGCCUUCUCGCCCGAUUCGACGCUCGUGGCAUCGGGCUCCAAUGACUGGACGAUCCGGCUCUGGCGCGUCGCAACGGGCGAGUGCGUGCAGACGCUCAAGGGCCAUGACGACUGGGUCCGCUCGGUGGCCUUCUCGCCCGAUUCAGCGCUCGUGGCAUCGGGCUCCUACGACAGGACGAUCCUAAUCUGGCGCGUCGCCACAGGCGAGUGCGUGCAGACGCUCAAGGGCCAUGACAACGGGGUCAGCUCGGUGGCCUUCUCGCCCGAUUCAGCGCUCGUGGCAUCGGGCUCCGACGACUGGAAGAUCCGGCUCUGGCGCGUCGCCACUGGAGAGUGCCUGCAGACACUUCAUGUUGGGUUUGCUUCGUUGCGCCUGUCUUUCGAGUACUGCAGUACACGUUUGCUGACCGAUCGUGGUGUUGUCGCCACACAAGUGGAGACAUCUGGAUGUUCUCCCACUGACCCUAUCGCCAAUGCUUCGGCUGUUGUUUUCUCCUCAUUCGGCAUCAGCGAAGACCGCACCUGGAUCAUGUGGAAUGGAAACAACGUGUUCUGGCUGCCCAAGGAAUAUCGGCCCUCCGCGUCUGCGAUAUCUGGGUCUAACAUCGCGAUUGGCUCCGCGAAAGGGUGCGUAAUACUCAUCGGAUUUUCGCAUCAAGCCGUCCCAGAGUAA
Messenger RNA from Purpureocillium lilacinum, 3489 nucleotides. The record is from RefSeq and is a predicted model, not a curated record. NCBI's taxonomy places the organism in Eukaryota, Fungi, Ascomycota, Sordariomycetes, Hypocreales, Ophiocordycipitaceae.